AUAAGUGAAAUGGCCAACCUAUCUACUCCGACAGCGUUCCUUCUGAUGGGCUUUUCUGAUUACCAUGAUGCACAAAUUUUGCAUUCCGUGAUGUUUCUCUUUGUUUACAUAACAGCCAUAGUUGUAAAUCUUCUCAUCAUCACAGCUGUUAUCCUAGACCACCACCUUCACUGUCCCAUGUACUUCUUUUUGAUCAACCUGUCACUGAUAGAUGUUUGUUCCAUCUCCACUACUCUUCCCAAGUCCAUAGCCAUUUCACUGACAAACAACAAAAUAAUUUCUUUUUCUGGAUGUGUCACACAGGUCUUCUUAGUUGUCACAUUUCUUGGUGCUGAGAUUGCCGUGCUCACUGUCAUGGCUUAUGACCGUUAUGUUGCAAUCUGCCAUCCUCUACAAUAUAGGCUAAUCAUGAAAUGGGAUGCUUGUAUCCAAAUGGCAGGUGCUACCUGGAUAACCAGCCUGUUCCAUGCAGUAUUACAAACCAGUUUCACUUUCAAUCUAGAUUUCUGUGGCUCCAAUAUUAUUAGACAGUAUUUCUGUGACAUUCCUCAGUUACAAAAAAUUUCUUGUAGCGAUACAAGAAUAAAUCAAUUAUUGAUUUUCAUCAUUGGGUUCUUUGUGGACUCAUUUUGUUUUGCACUCAUCUUUGCUUCCUAUGGCUAUAUAUUUUCUGCUGUGCUGAGGAUCCCAUCUGUCCAAGGCAGAUAUAAAGCUUUCUCUACCUGCACUCCCCACCUUACUGUCUUUACUUUAUUCUUCAUCACAGGAGUGUUUUCAUACAUGAGGCCUAACACACUUUCCUCUCCCACUGUGGACUUGGUUUCUGCUGUACUGUAUACAGUUUUGCCACCAGUUUUUAAUCCCAUUAUUUAUAGUUUCAGGAACAGGGACAUUCAAGCAGCAAUAUGGAAAAUACCCCAAAAAUUAAAGAAUCUCAUAGCAUGA
Rhineura floridana is the source of this 945-nucleotide messenger RNA. Its product is annotated as olfactory receptor 14A16-like. Gene Ontology annotation, biological process: G protein-coupled receptor signaling pathway. The transcript has a single exon. The record is from RefSeq and is a predicted model, not a curated record. The coding region runs from base 10 to 945 and encodes 311 amino acids. Lineage: Eukaryota; Metazoa; Chordata; Lepidosauria; Squamata; Rhineuridae. Gene Ontology annotation, cellular component: membrane. Gene Ontology annotation, molecular function: olfactory receptor activity; G protein-coupled receptor activity.